AUGGAUAAUAUAAGAAUUGCAGUAAAUGGUGUUUCUUAUAACGAGGCAGCCGAGAUCUACAAGCCACACGCUGAUCCGUUCACUGGUCCAAUAACACAUCUUGCACCUUGGAAUUUCGCAGUUUUGGCUACCCUGAUGUUUGUUGUAACAUCUCUGUCUCUCUUUGAAAAUUUUACUGUUAUGUUGGCCACUUACAAGUUCAAACAGCUGAGACAGCCCUUAAAUUAUAUCAUAGUUAAUUUAUCUGUCGCUGAUUUUCUUGUGUCACUUACCGGUGGAACAAUAAGUUUUCUAACAAAUGCCAAAGGGUAUUUUUUUCUUGGAAAUUGGGCUUGCGUAUUGGAAGGUUUUGCUGUCACCUAUUUCGGGAUUGUGGCUCUGUGGUCCCUGGCAGUCCUGUCCUUCGAGCGUUUCUUUGUGAUCUGCCGGCCUCUGGGGAAUGUUCGUCUUAGGGGGAAGCAUGCGGCAAUGGGCCUGCUGUUUGUCUGGACCUUCUCCUUCAUCUGGACUAUCCCUCCUGUGUUCGGCUGGUGCAGCUACACCGUCAGCAAGAUCGGCACCACCUGCGAGCCAAACUGGUACUCCAACAACAUUUCAAAUCACACCUACAUCAUCACCUUCUUUGUGACCUGCUUCAUAAUGCCCCUAGGGGUGAUCAUCUACUGCUAUGGGAAGCUCCUACAGAAACUGAGAAAGGUGUCCCAUGGCAGGCUGGGUAACGCCAAGAAACCGGAGCGUCAGGUGACACGCAUGGUGGUGGUGAUGAUCGUGGCUUUCAUGGUGGGCUGGACGCCCUACGCAGCCUUCUCCAUCAUUGUCACAGCCUGUCCCACCAUCUACCUGGACCCCAGACUGGCUGCUGCACCCGCUUUCUUCUCCAAGACGGCUGCAGUCUACAACCCAGUCAUCUACGUCUUCAUGAACAAACAGUUCAGGAAGUGCCUGAUUCAGCUCUUUACCGGCAAGCCUGCGCCAGAGAACAUGAAUGCAACGUCGGAGCGACUGGGAAUGACGGGGGAGAGCUGCACGGGGGGCGAGAUGUCAGCCAUAGCAGCACGCAUCCCGGUCUGCGGCAACACCCAGCCUAAGAAUGAGGAGGCAUCCCCCAGCAAGUGCAGAUCCUUCGUCCAGCUGCCAAUCCCAGAGAACAAAGUCUGCCCCAUGUAG
Molecule: messenger RNA, 1167 nt
Organism: Salvelinus namaycush (lake trout)
Lineage: Eukaryota; Metazoa; Chordata; Actinopteri; Salmoniformes; Salmonidae
Gene: valopa
Product: vertebrate ancient long opsin a
Exons: 5
Coding region: 1-1167 (388 amino acids)
Biological process (GO): G protein-coupled receptor signaling pathway
Cellular component (GO): membrane; photoreceptor outer segment
Molecular function (GO): G protein-coupled receptor activity
Source: RefSeq, a predicted model, not a curated record